AUGAGUCGCUCGAGCAGAACCCUUUACGUCGGUAACCUUCCCGGUGACAUUCGUGAGCGUGAGGUGGAAGAUCUGUUUUACAAGGUCGAGCUUGCUCAUGGUGGACGAGGAAACUCUUCGUCAACAGAUCGUUACAGCAGAAGUCGGGGGCACCGUGGUGGAAUGUCCAGGCGGUCGGAAUACAGAGUUAUGGUCACUGGCUUGCCUAAUUCUGCGUCGUGGCAAGAUCUCAAGGAUCAUAUGCGUCGAGCUGGGGAUGUUUGCUUCUCAGAAGUUUUCCAUGAGGGGAGUGAUUGGACAUUUUACUGCUUAGUUGUGGUAGAGGAUUCUUACAGUGCUACAACUUUUCUUCGUGUAGGAAAGACAGGGAUAGUAGACUACACAAAUUAUGACGACAUGAAAUAUGCUAUCAAGAAGCUCGAUGAUUCUGAGUUUCGCAAUGCUGUCUCCCGUGGUAGAAUCCAUGUAAAGGAAUAUGAUUCUAGCCGUUCUAGAAGCCGUAGCCCGUCAUUCUCUAAAGGAAGGAGCAAUGGUCGGAGCAGGAGCAGGAGCAGGAGUUCAAGUCACAGUAGGAGCAGGAGCAGAAGCAAGUCGCCACUGGGAAAACUGUCACGCCGUUUGAGAUCCCGUUCAAGGUCUUUGUCUCCGCCUCGUUCUGGAUUGAAAGCACGCUCUCUGUCAAGAUAUGGAUAUGUGCGCAAUCUUGGGAUUUUGCAUAUUAGGAUCUUGUUGUGGGUCAUUGGUUCAAUUGGCUUCGAUUCUUUUGAUUAUGAGAUUGCGAACACGAAGAUCACGGAUUACAAUGGUCGAGCUGGACUAAUUGGGCAUUUGAAUAAAGGGACUCCUUUUUGCAUGGACACAUUUUAACUAUCUCCAAUGCUGCUAGGCUACCAAAGCAUACUAACAUUGGUUCUUGGUCUUUCAAAAGUGGAUUAAUAAGCUUUGGAACCAAGAUCUCCUCCAAGGUCAAGAUCACCAAAACCGUCUAAACGUGUUAGCAAGAGCCCAAAAAGUCGCAGUCCGAGACGGAGCAAGAGCCCAAGCCGAAGUAGGAGCAGGAGCCUCUCUAGGUGAAGUGUUGAUGAUGCCUAGGUUCCUCUCAUGUGACAGGAUUUUGCUUCGAGGGGAGUGAAUCUCGAUUCUGCUACUAGAGAUAUUUGAAUUGGUGGACAAUUCUGGUUUUAUGUUGUGUACGAAGAUACUUUUCGUUUUGUUUAGUAUUCCGUUUUUGUGAGAUGUGAAGACUUUUUAGCAACUUACAAAUUUGCACUCCUUUUAACUUUAUCAUGUGAUGACUGAUGAUGUAUUCUCGGUAAGAUUCCCCUUAAAAUUUGUUUUCCUUUUGGAUAGUAUUAUUGUCAUUCCUUGUGGCA
This is a messenger RNA of Striga asiatica, 1373 nucleotides long. The record is from the annotation of a GenBank genome assembly. Lineage: Eukaryota; Viridiplantae; Streptophyta; Magnoliopsida; Lamiales; Orobanchaceae.